Messenger RNA from Oncorhynchus gorbuscha (pink salmon), 1597 nucleotides. RefSeq names its product adenosine receptor A3-like. The transcript has 2 exons. Gene Ontology annotation, cellular component: synapse; dendrite; membrane. The record is from RefSeq and is a predicted model, not a curated record. Gene Ontology annotation, biological process: G protein-coupled adenosine receptor signaling pathway. Lineage: Eukaryota; Metazoa; Chordata; Actinopteri; Salmoniformes; Salmonidae. Gene Ontology annotation, molecular function: G protein-coupled adenosine receptor activity. The coding region runs from base 157 to 1200 and encodes 347 amino acids.
GUGGGGGCUGUGACAUUUCAAUAAACCUUUUCAAUAGCUAAGUGAACAUCCUCGAGCCUACAGGAAAAGGAAAAUCUACAGAGGUAUAGAAUAGAGCACAUUUAGUGUUAAGUGCAGUAAUUGCCCAUAUCAAACUUUCAUUGGACGGUUGACAGGAUGCCUGGAGGAGACGUUGUCUACAUAGUGCUGGAGGUUCUGAUCGCUGUUGCCUGCUGUCUGGGAAAUGUCCUGGUGAUCUGGGCAGUGUGGUCGAGCAGCAACCUCCGGCAGCCCACCUUCUGUUUUUUGGUCUCUCUGGCUGCAGCUGACUUCCUUGUAGGUUCUGUGGCUGUGCCGCUGGCUGUGCUGGUGGAUGGACGGGUGUGCACCUCGUUCAAUGUAUGUCUCUUCAUAAGCUGUGUGGUCAUCAUGUUGACAAUGUCUUCGGUCAUGUCUCUGCUAGCCAUCUCUGUGGACAGAUUCCUACGCGUCUUCAUCCCUCUCAGGUACAAGAGGACAGUGACAAAGAGGAGAUCUUGGGUGGUGGUGGCAAUAUGUUGGUUUGUUGCCUUCAUGUUGAGCUUCCCACCCAUGCUUGGGUGGUACAACCAUGACACCUUGUCUCACUCAGGGAACUCAACCACCAUCAUCUGCCGUUUCCUGGCUGUGAUUCCCAUGUCAUACCUGGUUUACUUUUUCUUCUUCCUCUGCACCCUCACUCCGUUGCUUGUCAUGGCUGUCCUGUACUGCUACAUCUUCUGUAUCAUACAAAAGAACCUGCGAGAGAAGACGGGGAGCGGUGCCCAGUCCCACACCUACUUCACAAAGGAAAGGUGCCUGGCCCGAUCCCUGACUCUGGUCCUGCUGCUCUUCACCUUUUGCUGGUUCCCUCUGGACAUCAUGAACUGUGUUGCCUACUUUGGUAACCCAUCAGACAUACCCCAACAGGCCUUCUACGUGGGCAUCCUCCUCUCCCAUGGCAAUUCAGCUGUCAACCCGAUCGUUUAUGCCUUCAAGAUCCGCAAGAUCCAGGAAGCGUACCUGAGGAUCUGGAGGAAUGUCUUUGUGUGUCGAGGUGACAGUCAGGGCUCUCAGAGCAACCAGACCAGUGAAAACAUUAUCAGCAGCAACCCUAACAGUGCAGAUAGAAAUAUUGAUGGAAAUGCUAUCAGUGUUGUGAAAAUUGACACAGUUGAAGGUACAAGCAUGUUGAUAGUGUAGGAAGACAAAAGAAGUGAUAGUCGCUUAGCUUUUUUUUCUUUGGCAAAGUGCAUCAAGACCUUAGAACCUGUAUAAUACGGGAAACUACUGCCAGGGUGUUAUACAUUGGCAUAUUUUAAUAUUUGGCAUUUGUUGAAAAAAACUGAGGGAUAAAAAUAGACAGAGGAUGUUGCAAGGAAGUCAAGUAAGUGGGCUCUUACAGGUUUCAUUUUACUCGUAUCGAUUUCCUGUUUAAAGACUCGUGUUUCUUUUUUAUAUUUUUCUUCUGUAUGAUAAUGUUGCCCAGAAAUGGAAAUAACAUGCACUAUUUGGCAGUUAUCACAAAAAAAUAUGUAGGAAAGAAAUGUGCAAUCUCAUUCAAUGAUUUGUCUGCUUCAGCAAUAAAUGGUUAUAUUGA